AUGGUGAAUAUUAACUCGGGGAGCUGGAUUUGGAAGAGUAUUUGCAAGCUUCGUCCAAUGGCUCGGGAGUUUGUGGUUUGCAAAGUCGGUUCGGGGAUCACUUGUAAUUUUUGGAGUGAGAAUUGGACUAAUUUGGGACCGCUUAUUCAUUUAACAGGUGACUUGGGACCUAGAGUUUCUGGUUUACCUAGGAAUGCUUCAGUUGCAGAUGCUUUAAGAGAUGGGGUUUGGUGGAUAAAUGGGUCUAGGAGCAGGAACCCAAUUAUUCAGCUGUUAAAGAACUGUCUCCCUCUUUCUAGUGUGGUGAACCUUCAAGUGGAUGCUGAAGAUGAUCUGUUCAUGUGGAAGGUUGGGGGAAGUGAGGCUUCUGUUGGUUUCUCCUCUGCUGCAACGUGGAUCCACUUAAAUCCUGUUGGGGAAAAGGUUGAUUGGCAUAAGGCAAUUUGGUUUAAAGGCAGGAUUCCCAAGCAUGCUUUCAUCUCUUGGGUAAAUAUCAGACACAGGCUGCCUACUCGUGACAAACUUCUAAGCUGGGGACUUCAUGUUCCAUCUCUCUGCCUCCUUUGCAAUGCUUUUGAUGAGACGAGACAGCAUCUCUUCUUUGACUGUGUGUUUGCAGGAGAAAUCUGA
Molecule: messenger RNA, 630 nt
Organism: Arabidopsis thaliana (thale cress)
Lineage: Eukaryota; Viridiplantae; Streptophyta; Magnoliopsida; Brassicales; Brassicaceae
Product: RNA-directed DNA polymerase (reverse transcriptase)-related family protein
Exons: 1
Coding region: 1-630 (209 amino acids)
Source: RefSeq, marked reviewed